UCCCUCUGUGCCCCUAAAACGGCAGGGGAUUUUCUCGCGGGACAGUGUUGCUGAGGGCCUGUUUAGACUUCUCCAUUUCACAGAAGGCUUCUGGCUUAGCGCUGCCCCAGGGGGGGUUAGAAGCUGGAAGCAAAGAGCCUGCGGAGCUGCUGGAGGGGAUCCCCUCCCAUCUCAUGCACCUGGGGGCCUUCCCUGACUUGCUAUGCCCUCCAGGUGCCCCCCAUGCCUGUGCUCUGGGCGCUCCUGCUGGCGCUGCAGGGGGCAGCGUGGGGCCGCACCGGGCCCCGGGUCUGCAGCGUGGCGGAGGUGCUGCGCCACUACCGUGCCGUCAUCUUCGAGGAUCUGCAGGCCGCUGUGCAGCGGGGCAGGCUGGGGGCGGAAGGGACCGGGACGAGCUCCAGACACUUCCACCUCAUUGAGACAAACCUGACCAGAGCCGGGGCUCCGCCACGGCGGGCAUGGGCGGGGGCCUCCUGUGGCUCCCAGAAGGAGCACAGUAUCCUACUGUCCAUCGCGUCCCUGGGGCGCACCCUGCGCGGGGCGGUAUCUGAGGGCCGCCGCGGGGAACUGGAGAAGGCGGCGUGGACCGUGGCGGUGCGCACGGAGGCCGUGAUGCGGCGCCACUGCAGGACGCGGCGCCAGCGGAGCCCGCAGCGUCCGGAGUCGCGCCCUGCCCGGCGCCGAGGCGGCCGGAGGCGGCUCCUGCUGCGCGCCCUGGACGCUGUCGCCACCUGCUGGGAGAAGCUCUUCUCGCUGCGCGCCGCCGCCGCGGGGGCUUCCUAGAGCGCCCGCCCGGGUCCCUGGCCCAGGCCUGCCCCGGCGUCCUGCGUGGGCCUGCGGGAGGCGAGAAGGGCGAGUGGGGCCACGAAUGAGCUUCGUCUGGUGACAGCAGUGCUCCCUGCCUUGCUGGCGACCUCGAACCUGCCCCGUGGCGGGCCCAGGACACCCCAUGACACCCCAGGAGGGUGCGCGCUCCACCCUUCCGCCCUCGA
Choloepus didactylus (southern two-toed sloth) is the source of this 992-nucleotide messenger RNA. RefSeq names its product chromosome 19 C20orf204 homolog (gene C19H20orf204). The record is from RefSeq and is a predicted model, not a curated record. The transcript has 3 exons. NCBI's taxonomy places the organism in Eukaryota, Metazoa, Chordata, Mammalia, Pilosa, Megalonychidae. The coding region runs from base 223 to 783 and encodes 186 amino acids.